Molecule: messenger RNA, 1213 nt
Organism: Stomoxys calcitrans (stable fly)
Lineage: Eukaryota; Metazoa; Arthropoda; Insecta; Diptera; Muscidae
Product: INO80 complex subunit B
Exons: 2
Coding region: 39-1166 (375 amino acids)
Biological process (GO): chromatin remodeling
Cellular component (GO): Ino80 complex
Source: RefSeq, a predicted model, not a curated record
CCUUGUUAUUCGUAAAUAUUAGCGGUAUUUCCAGUGUUAUGGAUAAUGCAAGGAUAACAAAGGAUAAGAUGGCCAAAAAAGAAAAAGGGGAAGAACUUCACAAAGAUAAAACACGAAAAAAGCGCAAAAACCACAAAUCCAGCAAAAUCAAAACAUUGGAGACUGCACCAUUAACCCAAUCUCCCAAUUUUCAACAAGUUGUGGAGGAGGAAUUUGGUGAACAGGAAGUUGUGGAGGAGCAGGUCGUUGAGGAGGAAGUAGUUGUAGAUGGAGACUAUCCAAGUCGCAUGCCCUCCACCGAAAUCGAUAUAAACGAGUCAAUCAUAUAUAAUGAGGAGAUUGUGGACAUAGAAGUUGAAGAGGUCACAUUGGACUACAGCAUGGAAAGCAGCAGAAUGGAGGAAGAAUCGGUGGAUCAAGUUAUUGAAACGAUUGAAAAAGUUAAGAAACCAAACAAAAAGAAUGAGUUGUUGCAGACGCCUCUUAACAAGGCCUCCUCUUCAACUGCUGCAAGCUCGAAUGCCAAAAAAUCCAAGAAGAGACGGGAAAGCGGCACCUCAAGUGAAGAAGAACGUUGGCUUACCGCCAUAGAGUCUGGCAAACUGGAAGAUGUUGAGGAUGUGGAGUUGCGCAAAAUAAAGGAUCCCAAACUUAUGACAGCACGUCAAAGAGCCAUGUAUGAUCGCAAUAAUGAGACGGAGUCGGCUCCAGGUUUUACAGAGGCACUUAUUGCUUUGCCAACAGGCUAUAAGGAAAAGGAGAAACCCCAAACAGCGGAAGAAAUACAAAAGGCAGCGCUAAAAAUUCUGCGAAGAAAACAGCAAGCCGACGAGAAACGAGAAAAAGAUAAAAAGAAGACCAUGGAUCGUCUGUUGAAGAAACAGGAAAGCAAGAAUCGAUCAUCAGCCAAGCCCAAGACUGCCAAAGAGGCAAUACCUGUUAUAAGCUACAGAAAUACAGCUGAGGGAAGUUUUCUAAAUUUGCCCUUGGGUAUGGAGUUUCCUUUGCAGCCACAGACGCCGAAAGAACCUCCACCAAAGCAGUUGUGUGGCAUUCAAGGAUGUGGUCAGCCGAAAGUGUAUAAUUGCUCCAAGACCAAUAUGCCGCUGUGUAGCUUUGCUUGCUAUCGCAAAAAUGUUCAGUCCUUGAAAAAUAUUAUUUGUUAAUAAGCGAAACAAAGACAACAAACUCUGGAAUUGUAAUAAAAGUUUAC